Molecule: messenger RNA, 801 nt
Organism: Guillardia theta CCMP2712
Lineage: Eukaryota; Cryptophyceae; Pyrenomonadales; Geminigeraceae
Exons: 9
Coding region: 1-801 (266 amino acids)
Source: RefSeq, a predicted model, not a curated record
AUGCAGUGUUUGCCGCACCUAAGAUUUCAGCCCAUGGGCCCGCUGAUCAAUCUUGUAGCAGUCAAUGGCAUGGAUCAAGACAAAGCGCCGACAACAAAUCUGGGAGAUCUUGACAGGUUUCUGGAAGAGCAGAAGAAAUUGGCAUGCUCUCAAGGCACCUCUACGACGGCUGCAUCCACAGCAUCAAGGCAUGUUACUUCGAACGCUGCAAGCAGCCAUGCAGCUGCUUCCUCUUCGAAGACAGAGAGCAGCCUCGUCGUGAACUUCGACGACGACUUCUCGGACGAUGACAACACAGUUAGAAAUGUGAUCGUGAGCUCGAGCUCGCAACAGAAGACUCUACCUGCCAACACUCAAAACAAGUUGUACACGUCCAACACAUUUAGGACGGCGGGUAUUCGUGUCAUUGGCUGGGAUGAUGAUGAUGAUGAUGAUGUUCUUAGCUCAACCUGGGGUCGAGGGGUACAAGUUGCCACGUCAGCGCCCAGCUCGAGCGCCAACCACACGGCCUUAGCACUGGAGCAGCAGAUUAUGGAACUGAAGAAGAAGAUCGAAGAGAAGAAGAGUGAAGCCUCCCAGAACCAACAGAGAUCCUCCCAGCUAUCGGCCAGCAAUUCCUCGUCUACUCCUCCUCAACUCAACGGCGCCACCAACCCGUCCAACAAGUCCAAUGUCGCCACCGCGUCCGCAACCCCGACAGGUGAACUCACUCGACGCCUUCGGUCUCGGGCCUCGGGGACUGACUCGCCUGCAAGGGCCCCCUCCCCGGCACCUCGACCUGACCAAGAUCAACCCAUGUAG